AUGGCGGGGCAGAAGAACGUUCUGUUGAUGGUCGCUGACGACCUGGGGAAGCAACUGAGCUGUUACGGCGCUAAGGGAAUCCAAACGCCAAAUAUCGACAAACUCGCAGGACAGGGGACGCUUUUCGAGUAUGCCUUUGCGAGCACCGCAUCUUGCAGUGGCAGUCGUUCUGUCAUCUACACAGGUCUACACACUCAUCAAAAUGGUCAAUAUGGCCUAGCGAGUCAUCGACAUCAUUUUGUGACCUUUGACCACGUUGAGACUGCUCCUCUGCUUUUGAACCAGAUCGGACACAGAACAGGGAUUAUCGGCAAGAUUCACGUUGGCCCUAUAUCCAUUUAUCCUUGGGAGAUCAAGGAGGAAAGUGACACACGCGAUGUCGCAGUGAUUUCCGAUCAAGCGCGUUCCUUCUUCCAGAAUUGCAAAGAAGAUAAGAAACCCUUCUUCUUGACUAUUGGUUUCAUUGAUCCUCAUCGCGAUCGGACCAGAGGAGGAUUUGGGAAUCCGCACCAAUAUGACCCUCGGAUUGGCGAAGGGACAUAUACCACAGAGGACGUGGAAAUUCCCUCAUUUAUGAACGAUUCGCCGGGUGCUAGAUUGGAGCUAGCAGAGUAUUAUAACUCUAUUCAUCGUCUCGAUCAGGGAGUUGGCUUCGUUUUAGAUGCCCUCGCCGAUUCUGGUCUCGCAAGUUCGACUCUUGUUAUCUUCUUGAGUGAUAAUGGCCCCCCAUUCAUGAAUUCAAAGACCACACUCUAUGACUCCGGGGUUCAGUUGCCUCUCAUCGUCAAACACCCCGAGAAAGAAUCAGCAAUCAGCCGAGCCAUGGUCUCUUAUAUCGAUAUUCUUCCCACAAUUUUGGAUUUCGUGGGCCAUCCGGCAAAAGUGGAUCCAGCUCAAAAGCGAAUCGGUCAAUCUCUCCUGCAAAAUUUGGGCUCGACAUCAGAUGAUACGAGGUUUGACCGGGUCUUUGGAUCUCAUACAUUUCAUGAAGUAACCAAUUAUUGGCCUACCCGCUUCAUUCGUGACAGGCGUUACAAAUACCACAGAAAUCUGGCAUGGAGACUGGAUUUCCCCUUCGCGUCUGACAUCUACGGAUCACUGUCAUGGGAAGAUGUUCGUAAUUCGGGCGACAAGGAAAUUUUUCUCGGAAAGCGAAAAUUGAAAGAUUAUUUUUUCCGUGGGCCAGAAGAGCUAUAUGACCUCGAGAAUGAUCCGUUGGAAGUCGAUAACCUUGCCGGAGAUCCACGCUAUCACGGGUUACUGGACAGCAUGAGGACGCUAUUGGAGGAAUGGCAACGGAGGACUGAAGAUCCUUGGUUGUAUCGAGACGGCGUGUCUGUCUGGUUCAAUAGAUACCAUUUUCCGGCAGGGCUGAAAAUUCCGGACCGGCUAGACUUUGACGUGAAUCGACCGGGUAACGUGGAUGUGAAGGCCUUCAACGGAAACGUAACUUGGGGCGCAGAUGUGAAGUCAGAUUGA
Molecule: messenger RNA, 1479 nt
Organism: Penicillium cataractarum
Lineage: Eukaryota; Fungi; Ascomycota; Eurotiomycetes; Eurotiales; Aspergillaceae
Product: sulfatase family protein
Exons: 1
Coding region: 1-1479 (492 amino acids)
Molecular function (GO): arylsulfatase activity
Source: RefSeq, a predicted model, not a curated record